Thalassophryne amazonica is the source of this 2566-nucleotide messenger RNA. RefSeq names its product selectin E (gene sele). Lineage: Eukaryota; Metazoa; Chordata; Actinopteri; Batrachoidiformes; Batrachoididae. The record is from RefSeq and is a predicted model, not a curated record. Gene Ontology annotation, cellular component: membrane. Bases 113 to 2224 code for a protein of 703 amino acids. The transcript is spliced from 13 exons. Gene Ontology annotation, biological process: cell adhesion; negative regulation of complement activation, classical pathway.
UGUAGAAAAGCUGGCAGAGGAGCACACCAAGACCAGAAUCACUUCAUACAGCGGUCCACUGAGGGUAAACAAGUACCAAAAUAUCUCCUGCAGAUUGCAACGAAUACGACUUAUGGAUUUCUACUUUGGAUUUCUUAAAUCCGGCCAAUCUAAGGUGUCAUGGAUGAGCCUCACCUUUCUUUACUCAAUGCUGUACAUGUGGUGCAGCGUAGAGUGCUGGUCGUAUUAUUACUCUAACACCACCAUGAACUGGGAGGAAGCCAGAGCCUGGUGCCAGCAGAGCUACACUGACAUGGUGGCCAUCCAGAACCAGGAGGAAAUCAAACAUCUCAACAGCUGGCUUCCCAAGAAGAGCACGUAUUACUGGAUAGGGAUCCGCAAGAUCAACAACGUUUGGACCUGGGUUGGGACCAACAAGGCUCUGACGGUAGAAGCAACCAACUGGGCGAAGGGUGAACCAAAUAAUGGCAAACAAAGAAGCAAACAAGGCAAGAACGAGGACUGCGUGGAGAUGUAUGUGAAGCGAGACCAGCAGCCUGGCAAGUGGAAUGAUGAGAGGUGCGACAAGUUGAAGACCGCUCUGUGCUACACAGCUGCCUGUAAGGAGGACUCGUGCCUGCACGGAGAAUGUGUGGAGACCAUUAACAGUCACAAGUGCGAGUGCUUUGAAGGCUUUUAUGGAGAAAAGUGCGAUCAAGUGGUUCAGUGUGACGGACACGAGGUGACAGUCCCUAAUAAAGGACAUGUGCACUGUUCUGAUAAGUAUGGAGAGUUUUUCUACGACUCCCUGUGCCAGUUUUCUUGUGAGGAAGGAUUUCACUUAAGUACAGAAACACCCAUGAGAUGCACCGCCUCCAAAACCUGGUCCCAGUCACCCCCUACUUGUGAAUUGGAUCAGUGUGAGCCCCUCACUCGUCCAGACAAAGGCUCCGUGGAGUGCUCGGACCCUCUGGGCCCCUCCAGCUAUCAGUCCAGCUGUGUGUUCAGCUGUGAUGAAGGCUUUGAGCUCAUCGGUGCCCAGUCCAGCCGCCUGCAGUGUGAAUCAUCUGGACGCUGGAACGACUCGCAGCCCUCCUGUGUUGCUGUCCAGUGCUCUCCUCUCCUGGAGCUUCUGCACGGUUCUGUCAGCUGUGGAGAAGGUGAAGGCAAGUUCAGCUAUGAGGGCAUCUGCAGCUUCACCUGCGCUCCAAGUUACCGUCUGGUGGGAGCGAGCACAGUGACGUGCACAUCAGCAGGUGUAUGGAGCGACGAGCUGCCUCACUGUGAAGCCGUCAGAUGCCAGAAACCGGAGGGCCGAGCUCACCUGGUCAGUCUCUGCAGCCACACAGACCUACGGCCCAACUCCACCUGCACCUUCAGCUGUGAUGAAGGUUUUGAGCUGCAGGGAUCAACGACCACCCAGUGCUCUGAGACUGGGAGCUGGAGCGAAGACACAGCUUCCUGCAAACCCGUCCAGUGUCCCGCUCUGCAGGAGCUCGAACACGGUUCUGUCAGCUGCAGAGAUGACAGCGAUGUGAGGUUUGGCUACGGCAUCACCUGCAGCUUCAGCUGUAAUACAGGAUUUGAACUUCUGGGAGCAAAAACAACUCAGUGUUCUGAGGACGGACAGUGGAGUGCAGACAAACCUACAUGCAAAGCAAUCGAGUGUCCUGCACCUGUGGAUGUGACACAAGGGCAGAUCAGGUGUGUGGCCCCUUUUCACUCCUCACCUGUUUCAGCUGGUGCUCCCCAUCUGUACGGCACAGUCUGCACCUUCAGCUGUGAUGAAGGCCAUGAGCUCCAAGGUGCACUCAGCACAGAGUGUGCACAAUCCGGCCAGUGGACCUCCACCCCGCCUACCUGCUCAGCGGUGAGAUGCUCUGUGCUCGAGGCUCCUGAUAAUGGUCUCGUCAACUGCUCAGACGCUGAGCCUGUCUACAACUCCCAGUGCUCCUUCACAUGUAGUCAAGACCACACACUGCACGGGCAAGAGACUUUGACUUGUGAUCAUCACGGCAACUGGACUGGAACGACACCGGUCUGCCAAGCUUUUACUACACUGUCACUUAAGACCAUCACUAUUGGAGCAACAACAGGCGCCGGCGUGGCGUUGUCUGGCCUGUCUCUGGUGAUGUGGCUGCUGAAGCGACUGAAGCGGAAGGGAAACAAGUUUGAGUUGAACAGUAAUUCCGACAUCGAGGUCCCACCACAAGUCUAUAAAAACAGCACCGACAGCCUCAUUUAGAGCUCCGAAGCAUUCUUCACAUUUCACACCUCUGUAUUGUGUAUUUGAUGAUUUGUUCCAUUGUGUUUCCUGUGUGAUGUUCAGACACGUCUGAAAAUGUAUUUAUUUGCUUCCAAAGGGAGUUUUACAUUGAACAUAUUGUUCUGCAGUUACAUGCUGGGAAGCCGGCUUUCUUCAUGUCAGUGGUGACUUACUGUUUCAGAACUGUGAAACAUUUCAGUAUUUACAUUUCAGUAUUUAUGAACUAUUUAUUUUUUUUUAAAUGCUUGUUAGAUUUCUGAUGUUUUAUGUAUUUUUAUGUAUUUUUCUAUAUUCAUAAUAAAACUUCAAAUAAUAAUUCCU